AUGUCGUCUUCUACGGCUUUUGCAAUGCUCUCCGUGGCAGGUCCCGGGCCUGAUCUGGCAUCGUCAAGGAAAGCCUUUCCAAUUGCAUGGCAGCCGGCUGCAGCGAGCCUUCAAGGUGCGAGUGGCAGCUCUGGGGUGCAGCUCCUGUCAUCCUCAGCGGCAGUUACCGUGGCGACACUGGCUAGGAGACACGUGACGCAGAGGAAACGAAGCACGUCGUCGCGGGUCGCAGUCGCUGCCCAGUGCAAGAAGACGCAGUGCGUGCACCCUGACAAGCCGAUGAUGUUUGCUUGUGCAGACUGCCCUCGUCGCGGUGUUGCCCCGGAGCUUGACCAAGAGCCGCUGGCGGCAGCAGCAUUCCUUGGAGAAAGCAUCCCGUGCAACACGUGCUCCAAGAAGACUCAGUGUGUGCACCCCGACAAGCCGAUGAUGUUUGCCUGUGCAGACUGCCCUCGUCGCGGUGUUGCCCCGGAGCUUGACGAAGAGCCGCUGGCGGCGGCGGCCUUCCUUGGAGAAAGCGUCCCAAGCAACACGUGCUCCAAGAAGACCCAGUGUGUGCAUCCCGACAAGCCGAUGAUGUUUGCCUGCGCGGCUCUUAGUCAAGCGACGGUAGUCUCAACGACUUCAGUAUGUAUCUACGCCGCAGCAUGA
Symbiodinium necroappetens is the source of this 651-nucleotide messenger RNA. Lineage: Eukaryota; Dinophyceae; Suessiales; Symbiodiniaceae. The record is from the annotation of a GenBank genome assembly.